Molecule: messenger RNA, 1196 nt
Organism: Capsella rubella
Lineage: Eukaryota; Viridiplantae; Streptophyta; Magnoliopsida; Brassicales; Brassicaceae
Exons: 7
Coding region: 44-1135 (363 amino acids)
Source: RefSeq, a predicted model, not a curated record
AAAAAACUAUUAAGAAAACUUCUAGAAUAUCGAUCUCCAAUUCAUGGAUUUUGUUCUGAAACUUGCCGCUUUCAUAUUCAUAAUUUAUGGAGCUCAAUCUAGAGAAACCGUGAGAGAUUUGAAAUCCGUCAAGUUAAACAACAAUACCAUAUACGAUUGUGUGGAUAUAUAUAAACAACCUUCAUUGAGUCAUCCACUACUCCAAAACCAUAAAAUUCAGCUUAAACCAUCUUUUUCAAUCUCUAAAUCAAAAAAUCAAGUUAAAACUGAAAGUGAAAGAAAGAAAAUCAUUGAGUGUCCUAGUGAAACUGUUCCCAUACUGAGAAGUACAAAAGAAUAUGUCGCAAAUGCUCAAUAUUGGGCAGAAAAACAUUUUAAUCCGUUUACCGUCGACAGUCAUGGGACACAUAUUGCUGGAGUUAGAUCACAAGGUCAAGGUCCUUAUCAUGGCUUGGCAGCUUGGAUGAGUAUACAUAAUUUGAACAUAAGUGGAGACCAAGCUUCGUAUGCUAACAUAUAUGUAGGCAGUGGAGUUAACAACAAAGUUAAUUUUAUCCAAGCUGGUUGGAUGGUAAAUCCAAAAUUAUUCGGUGAUGGGCGGACAUGGAGUUAUGGGUUUUGGAAGGGAGCUAAUGGAGCUGGUUGUUACAAUACAGUAUGCCAUGGUUUUGUUCAAGUGUCUAAAACUGAUCCUUUAAGUGGACCUUUACCUUAUGAUCCCAAAGGAGAAAAGGGUAUCUACUUUAGUAUUGUACAGGAUAAGGAUUCAGGAAAUUGGUGGAUAUCAGAUGUAAACUAUACAGGACCAGAUGAACAAAUUGGUUAUUGGUCAAAAGAGCUGUUUGAUCUUAUGAGUAAUAGUGUGGACAUGAUCGGAGUUGGAGGAGUAGUUCAAGCUUCUCCUUCUGGUGCUAGCCCUCCAAUGGGUAACGGCAAUCGACCAACCGGAGAUGACAAUGCGUCGGCACGGGUCAGAAAACUCGAAAUUGUAGAUUCUAGUUUUAAGAUCCAGGAAAGUGAUAAAUACAAGUUAGAAAAAUUAUUAGAUAAUGAUAAAUGUUAUGGAUUAAAAGAUGGAAAGAAACCAAUCUUGUUCACAUAUGGUGGACCUGGAGGAGAUUCAUGUGGAAUCUAAUAUUAUAAAAUGUAUGUAUUUUGAUUAUCUAUAGCCCCUAAAUAAUUUGGAUUUCAUGUUU